This is a messenger RNA of Moneuplotes crassus, 2538 nucleotides long. The record is from the annotation of a GenBank genome assembly. Lineage: Eukaryota; Ciliophora; Spirotrichea; Euplotida; Euplotidae.
UGCCAGGAAUAUUGAAAAUUUCACAUGAACCAACUUCCAAACCAAACCACCUUUGAAGCUCAAAAUCUUGCUGAAGUAGCUAACCAAGAGCCUGCUGCUCCUCAGGCUGCCCUAGAUAAUCAACACCAGACUGAAUAUCAUUAUCAAGAUACCCCAACAAUGCAGACGAACUAUCAACAAGAGCAGAUCCAGCAAAAUGAGUCAUAUAUCCAGCCUCAAGACCCUGCUCAGACCUUGUUGAACCAAGCAAAAUUCCAGAGAAUGGAGGCUCCUCAGCCAGAAGUGGCUCAGCAAUACCUGGGAGAAGUUGAUUAUCAAAAUAUGGGAAUGAAUCAGCAAAUUUCUCAAAUAGAGUCUCUCCAGCAGCAGACUCCCCAAAUGGAAGUGUCUCAGCAACAAGUUUCUUAUCUUCCAGAAAGUGAUCAGACAGGCCCAAGCCCUCAGUUAGCAGGUCAAAAUCAAUAUGACCAGAAUGCUAACUUAGGAUACUACUAUGCAAACAAUCAAGCUAUGACUGAACAACCUAGCCUUGAGCAAAAUGGAGCUGCAGAAAUUGCUUUACAAAAUUAUCGACAGACAAUUCAGCAAGAGACAGGAGUUGAGUCUCAUCUCAAUGCCUUAAACCUGAAUGACAGGAAGAAGCAAGUGUCAGCACUAGAGAUUGCUAGAAAGACGACUCCCUGUGUACUCAGGCCUAGGGAUAGAUCUCCUCAGCAGCCUAUUGUCAGGAGGAAGCAAAAAGAAGUCAACCGUCCUCCAAUGACUGUUGAUCAAGUCUUCAUCAAAGAGAACAUGUGUGACCACCAAAUUGUCUGUGACAUCUGAAAAUGAGAGAGUUAUGAAGAAGGAGACGAAAUUGUCAUCUGAGAGACUUGUAAUGUUGCAGUCCAUCAGAGUUGUUACGGAAGAGAGAUCAAUGACUCAGUUCCCAUGGACGAUUGGCACUGCGAGAGAUGCAAAUAUAUCAAAGAGAAAAAGAAUGGAGACUUUUCCCACGCUGUCUGUAAGCUUUGCAACAAAAACAAAGGAUGCAUGAUUAGAGUGUCUCUUUUCUGGUAUCACAUCCAAUGAGUCAACUGGACGUCAGAGAUCUACUUUGAGGAUAGUGUGAAGAAGGAUAAAUUAGAAGGAUCUUUAGCCAAAGAUGAGUGUACUCAAGUAGCAAAGGAUACUUGUGUUUAUUGUAAGAUCCCAGACUGCUAUUGAAUUAAGUGAGACAUUUUGGGAUGAAACGAAAAGUUCUGAGUCAGGUGUGCAUCUGAAAGAGGGAUCAUUAAGCCAGAUGAUCAGAUGGAUUGUCAAAAGCAUCCUGAACUUGAAGAUGUUGUUUAUAUCUUUUGAGAACGUCAUCUGACAGAAGGAAUCAAUUUAGUACAGAGUAAAGCAUUUGAAAAAUUGAGAUUAGACCCAGUGAAGAUAGAGAAGGAAACUCAGAAGAUUCUGCAGAAAGAAAAAAGAAAUGCUAAUAGAAGAAAGAAAGUAAGAGGGCGGAAUAAUGCAAAUAAAUCAAAUUCUGGGACUCUAGGAUCUAGGAGCAGAAGUCAAUUAGUUGACAGGCAUAGUUCGAAUAGAGUUGACGAACUCGAAAGCCAGUAUGAUUUUUUGAAAAAUCAGUAUGCUCAGCUGUCAAGCUUAUUGCUUCAAACGAUGAUUAAUCAAAAUGUUUCUUCAAAAGAACUGAUUACUCUUACAAACAGAGGAUUUAAUAACCAAUCUGGAGGAACAUCAAGAUCAAGAAGGAAGUCUAAAAGAUCAAACGCAUGAAAGACACCUUCAAGGAGAAAUGCUUUAAAUAAGAAUACUAGAAAGAAGAAGGUAGAGAUGAAGUCAAAAGUACUUCCAAGAAGAACACGGAACUCUAAUAACAGAAUCAUGUACAGAGAUGUAAACUCCGCUGUUGGUCCUCCUCAGAGCCUCAAUGAAAUUGAAAAAGUGAUGAACCAGUUUAACAGUAGCAUGAGCUUAAAUGAGCAGAAGAAGCAAAAGAAGAGGAGCACCAAGGCAGCAUCAAAAAAGAGCAAACCUAAGCCUCCAAAUAGCUCGAACAGCUUUGGAAAGUCUACAAGAUUCCGAGUUUCCCAAGAUGUCAUGGAAUAUUUUUGAUUUAAGGACGAAAUUCUCACAUCUCAUGAACUUCAGACGCAGAUCCUUGAAUAUUUCCAGAGAAUUGGACUGUAUGACUCUGAGAGCAAAUGAGUAAAAGCCUUCUUAUGAGGAAAGGCAAGAAAAAUCUACAACCGUGAUAUUGUUGCUGAGGAUAAGAUCGUUAUAGACCUGAUAAAGAUGAAGCACAUUAUGAUAGUAUCUCCUGGGAGUCAAGGAGCAAAUCAAAUGAUCAAUCCAGCUCCGGUGAUGCAGCCAGCAACACGAGCAAGUCAAAGAGUAGUCAAUCAGAGCAUCACACAAGAUACUAAACAUGAAGAUAUUGGUCCUGGAGCUCAAGGUUCAUUGGGAUCAAAUAAGCUAGCUUUGCAAGGAUUGAUGAAGCUCGUUCAGCAAAAUCCUCAAAUUCUGGCUCAGCUGCCCCAACUUAGUUAA